AUUUACACAUGUUAAGAAAUUUGCUGGAAAUAAAAGCAGCUCAAUGUGAGUAUAUUAAAAUUCUAUAUUUGGAGGUUUUUUUGUGAUAGAAAGUCGAUGGGGAUAAUGUGCACCGUGUUGGCCGGUUAUUAAUAGCUCAGUUGUGGGUGUGUCGAAACCAGUUACGUAGCCCCGCCCCCUUCCUGUGAGAAACCCUAACCUGUGUGCGCGUGCACACCGCUCUCGCGCUCCGCAUUAGGCCAGCUAACUCGGCUAAGUGAUUUACCUCAGGAAAUUCAAGCCAAGUUCACCGAGCUAAAAAUGUAGUUUAUAAUUUAGGCAGCUCUAAUUUGAGGUUAUAUCUGCAAGUACGCCGGUACAGGAGGGCUGGGAGACUUGAAUUAGUGAAUAAAGCGACUUAUUAGUGUCUUGUUUAGAAAGAGAGAGAGAGAGAGAGAGAGAGAGAGAGAGAGAGAGAGAGGUGUGACCUGAAAAUGAACUGUUGAUUUGGAGCUGUGACAAAUGACCGAUGGAGAAGACAUAUAAACUACUGCUGGGGAUUUUUACAGUUGCCCUAUGCAAAUAUUCGCAGGCUGAAUGGAAUACUACGAGGGACGCUGCAAAUAAGACUGUGUCCUGCGGUCCCCAUGACAACAGCGGCAACUGCACAGACACAAAGGAUAUCCACCAAUGGAGUGACCAGUUCUCUGAGUGUCCUGACAAAUAUACACAUUUUUGUAUCCAUGGGACAUGCCAUUUUGUGCAGUUGGACAACAGGCCCAUCUGCAAAUGUGAGAGUGGAUACUUCGGUGCUAGAUGUGAAUAUUUGUAUUUCGACUGGUUGGUGGGCGAACAGAGGGAAAUAGUCAUCAUUAGCAUUAUAUCUGGACUGGUCAUUCUGCUUCUCAUCAUUGUCUUUAUAUGCAUCUGUGCACACAGAAGGCUAUAUCGAAAAAAGAGAAGAAAAGAGAAGAAAAGGGAUGAAGUGGAGCGGUUGACUACACUAAACACAAACGAAGCGUCACUCGCCAUCGGGGACAUGUCUGACACGAACACAGUAUGAGAGCUGUAAAACCAAUCUACACCGAGUUCUCCUGCUGGACAGGAAGACGUCCUGCCCGAUUAAUGAACCUGAAAGCCUUUAAAUGGCCCCAAGGGACGUGGCACGUGAUCCAACUCCAGUCUUUAUAAUUAUAAUUCAGCUGCAACUGGGAAUGAUUACAGAGGCAGGAAGGUAAACAGCAAAAGACUACAUGCUGUGUACUUUUUUCCCCCAGGAUGCAACACCAGCAGCAGUGCGUCGUGAAUGUUGUGGGCAUAGGAUCAAGAAUCGCUUGUUUGUUUGUUGCUUAACAAGCCAGAUUUACAGAUCACUAGAACUGUAGAAUAGAUCUGUUUUUCUGUAAUGCCCCAAAUGACAGUUUAAUAGAUGGUUAUAUUAUACAAGUGGAUCUUUUUUGUAUAAGAAAGGUUAUUGUUUUGGGAGGGGUUUUUUGCGAUUAAAAAAAAAAAAAAAGUCUUUUCAAGUAAAAAAAAAAAACAAUUAUUUAGUCAAAUGUAUCUAACAUUUCUGACGGUGUUUAUGAUUAUGAUAAAGCAAAGACAAGAUUGUUAAGCCGAUUUCCAAGACAUUUUUACUUGUUGAACUCCUGUAAAGCUUGAAAAUGUCUUCGACUGGCAGAUAUUUUUACUUCUUUUUGGAAAUACUGAGCAAAUUUGUUCUGCCAAUGCAAUUCAUCUUCCAUUUCUUUUAACAUCACGAUAAGAAAUAUUAAAUAAAUCUGCCUACAAUCUUGCUAUUUUUUGCAAAGAUAUCAUUUUCAGCGUGGAGAAAAAUCUCAAAACACUUUGGCGGCAAAGUGCAAUGAGACUAGACUACAAACACGUCACUGAGCGGCAGAUACCUCAGAACGGAUACAGCGAUGUUUGAUGUCAAAGAAUUUAAGCAUUUCUAGCAAAUACAUUGAUCUAUUUAUUGCUUGAAACAUAUCAGAAAUCUAUAUGUAAUGUGUGUGUGUGUAAAAUAACUGUAUUUUGCUAAUUUAGUGUUAUGUGCUGUUUUACUUGCUAUGUAGUUUCAGUAAAGUUUAAUCUGUCAUAAAAAAAAUGAAGCAUUUAUUGUCAUGUGUUUGCUUGUUUGCAUUAACAUUACUUGUAUUCUUUCAUCUCGCUGAGUAUCAGUGGAAGCGAUACGGUUUAUUCAAACCCUGCUGUUGUUACAGAGAGAAAAGAAAAGCGCUUGAAGUUUGCAGAUGCCACACCCAUCUACAAACUAGCUUUGGUAUGCAGUUUGCCUUUCGGUAAGGUGUAUUAACCCGUGUUGUACCUCUUUUGCCUGAUGUCUUAUUUGAAAUAUACCUGCAUGUUUGUGAUUUGGUCAAAUGUAUCCGUUUCUGCUCCAAUUUUCUUAAACACACAUAAAUUCACUUGUUCAGGACACUCGGUGUUACGCUGUUGAGGGAAAAUAAUCAACAGUGGGGUGAUGUAAUAAAGCAGAGUCAAUUUUAUCACCCUGAAGUCGU
Messenger RNA from Ictalurus furcatus (blue catfish), 2501 nucleotides. RefSeq names its product betacellulin, epidermal growth factor family member (gene btc). Gene Ontology annotation, biological process: positive regulation of cell population proliferation; positive regulation of mitotic nuclear division; epidermal growth factor receptor signaling pathway. NCBI's taxonomy places the organism in Eukaryota, Metazoa, Chordata, Actinopteri, Siluriformes, Ictaluridae. The coding region runs from base 509 to 1042 and encodes 177 amino acids. The transcript is spliced from 6 exons. The record is from RefSeq and is a predicted model, not a curated record.